Molecule: messenger RNA, 1054 nt
Organism: Neolamprologus brichardi
Lineage: Eukaryota; Metazoa; Chordata; Actinopteri; Cichliformes; Cichlidae
Source: RefSeq, a predicted model, not a curated record
CUGUGUUCCGUGUAAUUAACCUGACUCCAUUGUUUUGCGUCAGUUUCUUCCUGAACUUUUCGAGCUUUGAGGACUUUUACCGAGACUUUUACGGAAUUAAAACAUCAUGGGUGCUUGUUUGGCUCUGGGUUCACUCGGAAGUUGUGCAUCCUGUUUGUGCGGCUCGGCCUCCUGCCUGCUGUCAUCAUGUUGCCCUUCCACAUACAACUCCACCAUCAGCCGGCUGGCCUUCUCCUUCCUGCUGCUGCUGGGCACGCUGGUGUCCAUCAUCAUGAUUCUGCCAGGCAUGGAGGAAAAUCUUAAAAAGAUUCCAGGGUUCUGCGUCGGCGGUUCGAGCAUAUUUGGGACAGAGAACAAGGUGAACUGUGACAUCAUCGUGGGCUACAAGUCUGUGUACCGCAUGUGCUUUGCCAUGGCCUGCUUCUUCUUCCUCUUCUCCAUCAUCAUGAUCCGAGUGCGCAGCAGCAAGGAUCCCCGAGCAGCCAUCCAGAACGGUUUCUGGUUCUUCAAGUUUCUGGUGCUGGUUGGUAUAACUGUGGGAGCGUUCUUCAUUCCAGAUGGAGACUUUAAUACAGGUAUGGUUUUAGCCACAGUGAGGACAGUUCUGAUAUUCUGUUCUUGUGUUGUCCCCACAGCUCUCCUCUCCGUCACCUUCAUCAACUACGCUUUGGCGUUUACAGCCGUUGUGCUCUUCUAUAUCUUUUACACCCAACUUGACGACUGCACAGAGCACAAAGUCUUCAUCAGCCUCAACCUCAUAUUCUGCAUCAUUGUGUCCAUUGUGUCCAUUCUGCCCAAAGUCCAGGAGGCACAGCCCACCUCAGGUCUGCUUCAGGCCUCCCUCAUCUCCCUCUACACCAUGUAUGUCACCUGGUCAGCCAUGUCCAACAACCCCAACCGGAAGUGUAACCCCAGCCUGUUGAGCUUGGUCCAAUCCAGCAGAGGCCAUGCUCUUGGUAACACCCACAUGCUCAGUAAGGAUACGGUUCCUCUGUUCAGCAAGGGCAGUGAGGCCAGCGAGGACAACAUUGAUAUUCAUGCUUCUUGUUCUUAA